Messenger RNA from Solanum lycopersicum (tomato), 975 nucleotides. Lineage: Eukaryota; Viridiplantae; Streptophyta; Magnoliopsida; Solanales; Solanaceae. The record is from RefSeq and is a predicted model, not a curated record.
AUGAAUAAAAGGUACAAGCAGAAGGAGAUUAGGCUGCUUCUACAACAGAAUAAAACUUCUCUAGCAGGGUUAAUUGAAACUAGAGUUAAAGAGGCAAAUAGCAGCACUAUUUUAAAAGCUAUUGUUCCAGGAUGGAAGAUCAUAUACAAUUAUAAAGAUGCUGUAAAUGGAAGAAUAUGGAUAGUAUGGGAUGAUAGCUGGUAUGAGGUGAAGUUGUUAAAAAGUACUGCUCAAAUGAUUCAUUGUCAGGUUAAUGAAAGAAGCAAAGGGUAUCAGUUUAGAAUCACAGUAGUCUAUCGGUACAAUACUGUAGAAAUGAGGAGAAGCUUAUGGAUGGAUUUGAAGAUGUUAGUUCACAGUGUUUCAGAACCUUGGCUCAUCAUAGGAGGCUUUAAUGCUGCGUUAUCUCCCCAAGAUAGACUAGAUGGAGUUCCUGUUACUUUGAAUGAAAUCAAGGAUUUUGAAGAAUGUGUUAAAGAUAUGGGGGUUACUGAAGUACAUUGGAAAGGUAGUUACUAUACCUGGACAAUUAAACAUGUUGGUACUGCCAGAAUUGCUAGUAGAAUAGAUAGAGCUUUUGGGAAUGAUUGUUGGAUGGACAAAUGGGGUCAUGCUAUUCUAAAGUAUGGAAUGCCAGGUGUGUCAGAUCAUAGUCCUAUGCACUUGCUACUUCAGCAGAGCAAUCAACAGAUCAGAGUGGGAUUCAAAUUCUUUAAUGAGUGGAUUGAGCAUGAGUCCUUUAUGGAAAUGGUGGAUACAAUCUGGAAGCAGGAAUAUGGAAGUGAAGUAAUGAGAGGAAUAUGGUAUAAGUUGAAGGCCCUUCAGCCAGUCUUGAGGCAAAUGAAUAAGAAAGAGUUCCAAUUCAUAGGCAAAAAAAUUGAGAAGGCAAGAAGUGAACUGAAAGAACUUCAAGAGAAGCUUUACAAUCAGGCACAAAAUGAUCUAGUUAUUAAAGAGAAGGAAUUAUUAAUUUAG